Messenger RNA from Cervus elaphus (red deer), 789 nucleotides. It is a transcript of the gene PPP1R14A, whose product is annotated as protein phosphatase 1 regulatory inhibitor subunit 14A. Gene Ontology annotation, cellular component: cytoplasm. Bases 237 to 680 code for a protein of 147 amino acids. Gene Ontology annotation, biological process: regulation of phosphorylation. NCBI's taxonomy places the organism in Eukaryota, Metazoa, Chordata, Mammalia, Artiodactyla, Cervidae. The transcript is spliced from 4 exons. The record is from RefSeq and is a predicted model, not a curated record. Gene Ontology annotation, molecular function: protein serine/threonine phosphatase inhibitor activity.
CUCCCGGACCCCGCCCAUACCUGAACCCGCAACAGCCGCGGGCUUCCCGAGGGCGCAGCGGCCAGUCCUCGCGCUGCAGGCGGGGAAACUGAGGCCCGGGGCUGUCGGGGCGGGGCCGGCCCCCCCCGCGAGUCCAAGCCCCCGCCCCCAGCCGGCCCCGCCCCGGCCCGUAAGAGGCCCCCUGGGCGCCCGGCGAAAGCGCACAGCGCGGCGCCAGGGUCGGGGCCAGGACCACGAUGGCAGCGCAGCGGCUGGGCAAGCGGGUGCUGAGCAAGCUGCAGGCUCCAUCGCGGGCCCGCGGGCCGGGGGGCAGCCCCGGGGGGCUGCAGAAGCGGCACGCGCGCGUCACCGUCAAGUAUGACCGGCGGGAGCUGCAGCGGCGGCUGGACGUGGAGAAGUGGAUCGACGGGCGCUUGGAGGAACUGUACCGCGGCAGGGAGGCAGACAUGCCCGAUGAGGUCAACAUCGAUGAAUUGUUGGAAUUAGAGAGUGAAGAAAAGAGAAGCCGGAAAAUUCAGGGGCUCCUAAAGUCGUGCACGAACCCCACAGAGGACUUCGUCCAGGAGCUGCUGGCGAAGCUGCGAGGCCUCCACAAGCAGCCAGGCCUCCGUCAGCCCAGCCCCUCCGGCGACGGCAGCCUGAGCCCCCGCCAGGACCGAGCCCGGACCGCGCCGCCCUGACCCUCUCUGGCCUCCGUGAUCUGCUCCGUCUCCCCACCACCCAACGCCGUCCUGGCUUGUUUAUAAGUUGUAUUUAAUGGUUCCGUAACAAUAACACCGCGUGCCUGUU